Messenger RNA from Choloepus didactylus (southern two-toed sloth), 3885 nucleotides. RefSeq names its product kelch like family member 5 (gene KLHL5). The transcript has 11 exons. The record is from RefSeq and is a predicted model, not a curated record. The coding region runs from base 530 to 2659 and encodes 709 amino acids. Gene Ontology annotation, molecular function: protein binding. NCBI's taxonomy places the organism in Eukaryota, Metazoa, Chordata, Mammalia, Pilosa, Megalonychidae.
AAUUAGCAUUUUAGUUUUAAAGUGAUUUUUAAGUACAAAGGAAAAUGCUCUAGAUUAAAUUUCUUAGUUCAGCAAUAAAAGAGUUAAUAUUUAAGUAAGCAGUAGAGACUGAGAUACUGCAUGGGGUUAGUGCUUUCCGUCUCUGUCAUUUGUAAGAAAAGGGGGUGGUGUUCUGCAUUUGAAAGGACUUUAAUGAAUGCUGUCAGUGUUUGUGAGAGCUAAUGGUCAGUAUGUGAAGGAGAGCCGGGGAAAGUGGUCUAGCUGCUUCAGGAUAGGUGGAUGAGAGUUUGCUCUGAUUGAACGGAAUGUUCCACCGUGUUUCAUCUUUAUUCAUUAUCCUUUGUUCUUUAUAAUCUGAUAUAUUGGUAUAGAAGUAAAUGUAGAUAUAUAUGUGAAUGUGAUUUAUUUUCCUUUAAAUCUGUUUGUUGUGUACAGCAGGGCAUAUACUUCUCUUGUCUUGGUUGGAUGCACAAAUCUGUGUGCAGUGCUUUUUGCCCGUUGCCUAGACGAUCACUUGGUUUCUCUGAGGAUGUCUGGUUCUCGUAAAGAGUUUGAUGUGAAGCAGAUUUUGAAAAUCAGAUGGAGGUGGUUUGGCCAUCAAGCAUCAUCUCCUAAUUCUACAGUUGACAGCCAGCAGGGAGAAUUUUGGAAUCGAGGACAGACUGGAGCAAAUGGUGGGAGAAAGUUUUUAGAUCCGUGUAGCCUGCAAUUGCCUUUGGCUUCAAUUGGUUACCGAAGGUCCAGCCAACUGGAUUUUCAGAAUUCACCUUCUUGGCCAAUGGCAUCCACCUCUGAAGUCCCUGCAUUUGAGUUUACAGCAGAAGAUUGUGGCGGUGCACAUUGGCUGGAUAGACCAGAAGUGGAUGAUGGCACUAGUGAAGAAGAAAAUGAAUCUGAUUCCAGUUCAUGCAGGACUUCCAACAGUAGUCAGACAUUGUCAUCCUGCCAUACUAUGGAGGCAUGUUCAUCAGAUGAAUUUUUCCAAGCCCUAAAUCAUGCUGAGCAAACAUUUAAAAAAAUGGAAAACUAUUUGAGACAUAAACAGUUGUGUGAUGUAAUUCUAGUUGCUGGUGAUCGCAGAAUUCCAGCUCACAGAUUGGUGCUCUCCUCUGUCUCAGAUUAUUUUGCUGCCAUGUUUACUAAUGAUGUCAGGGAAGCAAGACAAGAAGAAAUUAAAAUGGAAGGUGUAGAACCAAAUUCACUAUGGUCUUUGAUUCAGUAUGCAUAUACAGGCCGCCUUGAAUUAAAAGAAGAUAAUAUUGAGUCCCUGUUAUCUACAGCUUGCCUUCUUCAGCUUUCACAGGUUGUGGAAGCAUGCUGUAAGUUUUUAAUGAAACAGCUUCACCCAUCCAACUGUCUUGGAAUCCGUUCUUUUGCUGAUGCACAAGGUUGUACAGAUUUGCAUAAAGUGGCUCACAAUUACACCAUGGAGCAUUUCAUGGAAGUGAUUAGAAACCAGGAAUUUGUAUUAUUACCAGCAACUGAAAUUGCAAAGCUCUUGGCCAGUGACGACAUGAACAUCCCUAAUGAAGAGACAAUAUUGAAUGCGCUUCUUACUUGGGUCCGUCAUGAUUUGGAACAGAGACGGAAAGAUCUCAGUAAACUUUUGGCUUAUAUUAGACUACCUCUUCUUGCACCACAGUUCCUGGCAGACAUGGAAAAUAAUGUACUUUUUCGGGAUGAUAUAGAAUGUCAGAAACUCAUUAUGGAAGCAAUGAAGUAUCACCUAUUACCAGAGAGACGGCCCAUGUUACAAAGUCCUCGAACAAAACCUAGGAAAUCAACUGUUGGUACAUUGUUUGCAGUUGGAGGAAUGGAUUCGACAAAAGGAGCAACAAGCAUUGAAAAGUAUGAUCUCCGUACAAAUAUGUGGACUCCUGUAGCAAAUAUGAAUGGGAGGAGGCUACAGUUCGGUGUUGCAGUGUUAGAUGACAAACUGUAUGUGGUUGGAGGAAGAGAUGGACUGAAAACUUUGAACACUGUCGAGUGCUACAACCCCAAAACAAAAACUUGGAGUGUCAUGCCUCCUAUGUCCACACACAGGCAUGGCCUUGGUGUGGCUGUAUUAGAAGGUCCCAUGUAUGCAGUGGGAGGGCAUGAUGGCUGGAGCUAUCUGAACACAGUUGAAAGAUGGGACCCUCAGGCUCGCCAGUGGAAUUUUGUUGCCACUAUGUCUACCCCGAGGAGUACAGUAGGUGUGGCUGUACUAAGUGGAAAAUUGUAUGCAGUUGGUGGUCGUGAUGGAAGUUCUUGUCUCAAAUCAGUAGAAUGUUUUGAUCCUCAUACUAAUAAAUGGACACUCUGUGCACAAAUGUCAAAAAGGAGAGGUGGAGUAGGAGUAACAACCUGGAAUGGAUUACUGUAUGCUAUUGGAGGGCAUGAUGCUCCUGCAUCCAACUUGACUUCCAGACUUUCAGACUGUGUGGAGAGGUAUGAUCCCAAAACAGAUAUGUGGACUGCAGUGGCAUCUAUGAGCAUUAGCAGAGAUGCAGUGGGGGUGUGUUUACUUGGUGAUAAACUCUAUGCUGUUGGAGGGUAUGAUGGACAGACUUAUCUUAAUACAGUAGAAGCUUAUGAUCCCCAGACAAAUGAAUGGACACAGGUUGCUCCACUGUGCCUGGGAAGAGCUGGGGCUUGUGUUGUGACUGUAAAAUUAUAAUUUAGUGCUUUGUUUUCUGGAUAAAGAUCUCCUCCUCUAUGAAUUUAAUUCAGUUGUUCUACAAUCGAUGGAUACAUUUUUUGUAAAUCUGCAGUGCCACAUUCCUGGGCACAAAGUGCCUGAUCUCAAAGAGAAGCUGUUCAAACAAGGGAGGACGGGGUAAAUGAACCAGGAAUGAAAACUUUCAUUUCCUUAGUUAAGUCAGAACUACAGCUGAUUGAUUAUGAACAUAUGUUCUUGAUAUAAAAUGAGGACAAAUGCACUGCUGCCCAACAUAACCCCGUCUUAACUGGGAAUUUCACUUACUCAUAGUCAGACACAUUUUACUCACAUUAUCAAAAUUUCUUUUAUUACAGUGCAAAAAAACACUAGAUAAAAUUUCUGAAGUUUUAUUUUGUACUUUUUUUUAUCAUACAUGAGUUGGAGUCAUUUUUGCUUGUUUGCUUGCUUGUUUGUUUAACCAUAGCCACUAUUUUAAUGGUAUACUGUGCUAUUUAGUAUUUUCAGAAAGAGAUGCAUUAUGUGUACUCUGGUUGUGGAUUUAAUUUCUAAAAUUGGCUUAGUCCUGUGAAUAAAGUAAAACAUUAAAGAGUCAAAAGAAUAACGACCAAAUAAAAACUUCACAUGAUCAUUCCAUUACAUCUAGACUCACCAAGAACUACGUGUUAAUGAUAUUCCUAAAUUGAAAUUAAAAAGUGUUUUACAUUAAAUAUAAGAUAUGCAAAUUUAUGUAGAAAAAGUAAAUGUUAUAUACCCUAUAAUAUUCCUUCACCUAACUAGUAUUUAACUAUAAAGAUUUGUUUUCUUUAUGUUAUCAAAGAUGUUUUAUUAUGUUAUCAAAGAUGUUUUGAUUUUUAUGUUUUAGAUCUUGAUAAAAUUGCUUGGAUAUUCUUAUGUUCUCAGGUCUGUAUUUGCCUCCCCUGCCUUGUUUCUUAUGUUUUGCCAUAAGUAGUAGGAGCCUAUUGUGCUUCUUUAUAAUCAAACAAUUUGGAGGGAGUAGGCCUGUUGAAUAUUUGAAAAAUAAGUUUAAAGUGUUUGUUACCCAAAUUUUUGUACAUUUGUAAACUCUUAUUACAUAUGUGAAUGUUAAUACUCUCAGUGAAUUAUUUAUUGUUUGCAAAAUGCACUGGGCAACAACAUUUUGUGAUAAAUUCUAUAAUAAGUCAUUAACUUAUAUCUUAAUAUAAAAUGAAUAUAAACUUAAUUCCCAUCUUUUAAAUUACAAA